Molecule: messenger RNA, 5288 nt
Organism: Tachysurus fulvidraco (yellow catfish)
Lineage: Eukaryota; Metazoa; Chordata; Actinopteri; Siluriformes; Bagridae
Gene: nagpa
Product: N-acetylglucosamine-1-phosphodiester alpha-N-acetylglucosaminidase
Exons: 11
Coding region: 104-1849 (581 amino acids)
Source: RefSeq, a predicted model, not a curated record
GCCUAUUUAGUACACAGGUGUAGGGAGUUGGACUGUAUUGGAUAUGUAGCCUGUAAAAAGUUAGAAAUGAGUCUGUGGCUUUUUAACGGCGAGAAUUCUGUACAUGGAAAUGUUGUUAGAAAAUGUGGCCCGUUUUUGUGUUCUGUUUAUUUUGGUUCCAUUCUGGAUGACAGAGAGCAAAAUUGUGAGGCACUCUUUAGAUGAUGACCUCUUGUUGCCCUACUCUGAUAGUCACGGUCCGUCUCAUUCCCAUCGGUACGUGAGGGACUGUCAGCCACUCCUCCAUGGAAACCUUACCCAUGAAACCUGGCAGGCAAGCGCACACUCUGGCUCUCCUGUAGUAGAAUCCAAGAAUUUUGUCUCAGCAGUCAGCAGUUCAGUGAGAUGGGUGAGUGGCCACAUCACAGUGGUUCAUGACCCGCUGAGAACAGUGUCGGUCCUGGAGCCCGGAGGCUCCGGAGGAUGUCUGAAUUUACGUAGAGAGCUUGUGGAAAACACUGCUAAAACAAGGAAGUGUCUGAUCGCACAGAAUGGUGGAUAUUUUAACACAAGUAAUGGACAGUGCUUAGGGAACAUUGUAAGUGAUGGCAGACUGGUACAGAAUAGUAGAGGAGUGCAGAACGCUCAGUUCGGCAUCAGGAAGGACGGGACACUGGUGUUUGGUUAUCUAUCAGAGGAAGAGGUGUUGGACAGAGUAAACCCUUUUGUGCAGCUGGUCAGUGGGGUGGUUUGGCUGCUCAGGUCAGGAGAAGUAUACAUCGAUGAGAGCUUAAAGGCUGAAUGUACAGCGUCUCAGGAGACAGGAACAUUCCAGGAAUUUGUUAAUGUGAUAUCCGCACGGACAGCAGUGGGCCAUGAUGCCAAGGGAAGACUCAUUCUAUUCCACAGUGAUGGCCAGACAAAUGUCAGAGGUAUGAACCUAUGGGAGGUGGCAGAGUUCCUGAAGAAGCAGGGAGUCAUCAAUGCCAUUAAUCUGGACGGAGGUGGCUCUUCCACUUAUGUCCGUGACGGGUUACUGGCAAGUUUCCCCUCAGAUCACUGUGAUGAUCCGAUGUGGCGAUGUCCUCGGGCCGUGUCCACCGUGCUGUGUGUGCACGAGCGUCUCUGCCAGCCUGAAGACUGCAACAAGCAUGGGACCUGUGUAGAUGGCCAGUGUGUGUGCCAACCUGGCUGGGCCAUGCCUACAUGUGCCAAUCUAACAUGCCAGCCUCCAGCCUGUGGAGACCAUGGGUUCUGCACCCCAGAUGGCUGUGUGUGCGACGCAGGGUGGAUAGGUGUAAACUGCAGUCAGGCAUGUAACGCAGGUUUCUAUGGCGAUGGGUGUAAGGACAAAUGCAUGUGCAAAAAUGGAGGAACUUGCGAUCAUGUCAAUGGACAAUGCACUUGUCCUGCUGGUUUUCAUGGAUAUUCCUGUGAGCAAGAAUGUCCUCUAGGAUACUACGGGCUGCUUUGUUCGCAAAUGUGCCAGUGCAGUGACCUUUGCCCUUGUGACUCUGUAACGGGAAGCUGUUAUGCCACAUUCCACAACCAGAGAAAUACCAGUCUGCAGAGAGCUGGUCAUUGUCUAGCCACCCAAAUGAUGAAGGAGUGGCGAGAGAAAGACAAGGCUUACAUGCAGAGGGCUUAUCUAUCAAAGCAGAGCUGGAUGGUUAGCACUGCCGUUCUGGCUGCAAUCUUGCUGACCAGUCUCAUUGGAAACUUAAUCCAAUGGUGUGGAAAAUGCAAAGGGGGUCUGCAGAAGGAGUAUUCCUUCGUACCGCUAGAGGAAGAUCACAAGUCUUGGGAUAGUCCAAAUCAUUUGAGGACACAGCCUGGCAAAGCUUUCUUUCAGCCAGAUGACAGCGAAUAGCUGUGUGUGUGUGUGUGUGUGUGUGUGUGUGUGUGUGUGUGUGUGUGUGUGUGUGUGUGUGUGUGUGUGUGUGUGUGUGUGUGUGUGUGUGUGUGUGUGUGUGUGUUUUGGUACAUGUGUGUGGGUGACCACCAACAAUAAGCACGUUUCUGUAUAUACAGGUUAGUACCUCACAUGGCCUGUGUAGUCAGUAAAAGAUGCCUCUUGUGGCAUGUGCUCAUUAAUCUUGAGGUUUAUUAAUCACACAGUGAAGCAGGUGUUCCUGUAUGUCAUCAUUCCUAAUAGUCAGUGAGUUCACAGAGCUCCUCACAGACAAUACUGUGGUCAAAAUAAAAACUACAAUCAAACUGAGGCUCUAAAUUCAAACAAGGACCUGCACAUCUGUGUAUGUCUUCGGUAGCCAUAUCCUGGCCUUUAUGGCAUUGUUACAGUAUAUAACAAGUGGUCAUCAUUGGCAUUCUGUGAUUUCUUUAUAUUACUCACUUUGAAAAAACUCAGGAACUUUAAAUUUGGUCAUCAGGGUUGAAUAUUCAACUGCUUGUGGGCUACUUUGUGAUUUUGAUGUUUUUGUACAACUUGUUGCCAUAGAAGCAGACCAGAAUUGAACUGUGAAUGUAAUAACAAGGUUUGCUACUGUAUUUACCUUUUAUGUUCAUUUUGAAAGCAGACUCACCCUACUUGGCUUACAGCCUAGUACAUGUUGUCUUGAACCAUUUCCCCUGGCAUACAUUGUAAAAUCAUGGCCUGAUAAGUUUUCAUAGACUCUAAGAAACCAAAACAAGGACAUCUCGAAUGGACUUUGACCAUGGCACAGUGAGAUGGGAAAAUGGCAGGAUGUGUUAGCUUAAGUGAAGUGGAAUUACACUUUAAUAAAUGCAUCAUGCAAGGGAACUAUUAAUGAAGCCUACCCUUCAAGUUUAGUGCCUUUUAUAUACCUGCUGACUUGCAACUCCAAAACAAAGUAUUUUUAUGUUGUCAGUGUCUCUUUUUUGUACACCAUUACUGUAGAGUGACAUUAAUCCUUGCACUGUCUGUGAAUUCAUCAUUGUUAAAAGCACAGAAACAGAUUUGAAUCUCAAGAUGUUUUAAAAUUUAGGGAUAGAACAAUGGCCAAUUUUAUGAAUUAUUUUCAUAAUGCACAGAUUCAUAGUGUUUGUAUUUAUCUUUUAAUUUAUCUUUUACAAUUAUGGAGCUCCUCCCUGAUGACUCAGUUAAAAAUUUACAUUCCCAUAAAAUGAUACAUUCCCAUUUAUACUAUACUUUGAAAGGGAAUAAAGGGAGGGUUUUUUGUUUGUUUUGUUUUAAUUACUUACUUACUUGCUUGCUUACUUUAAUUAAUUAGUUAAUUAAUUAAUUACUUAAAAACAAACUUUUUUUUUUGGGAGCUUUCACAAAUCAUACUUGGUAAUGAGGCCAAUGAGAGUCCAGUUUUUUGUUUUUUUUUGGGGGGGGGGGGGGUAUUUUUCUGCUUAGAAUACAUUACAACAAAAAUGAUCACAAAAAUGGGAAAGAAAUUUUCUAAUUUUUUUGUGACAAUGUUAAACAAAAUGUUGAUGUUCAAACACUUUCCAGUUUUCCUGUCCUAUCAAAUUUUAACUAUGUGAAUGUUAUUGAAGCAGGCUUUGGAACAAUUCAUUCUGUGUAAUACUAAGAGUUAAUCAGAAUCAUUUUAUGUGUAACAGUGUUUUUGUUUGUUUUGUACUCAGAACUUUGCAUUUGGUUCAUGUGGAUUUCCCCAUUCUGAUUUUGUCUGACACAGUUUUUCUGCCUCACAUUCUAUUGGACCAGUAAUUUUUUCCAUUGCUUUAGUAGUUUCACUUUAUUUAAAAGCAACAUAUCGAUCAUUUACAGUUCCAGGUUUUAUUUGUGUAUUGUUGAUUUGUGUUUUUUCAAUGUCAAAGACUCUAGUAAUGCAGCAGAGACUUUGAACUCCUGGCUUAAUGUGCUUAUGUCUUUUGUGUUAUCAUUGCUGCUGCUGUACAUGUGUACAAGUGGUCAAUAAUGUGCUAAAUCCAUUUAAUCAUUUUCUAAAUUAUCUGAUGUUUUAUUAAGUAAGAUAAAUAAAGUAAUGCAUGUAUACAUAAAUCAUGAGAUUUACAAAUGUAUUAACUAAAAGGGAAUCAGUGGAAUUUUUCUAAGGUGGAACAAUAUUCACAGGUUUUACACAACACCUCUAAAAUUAAAAGUGACAAUUUUGGACAGAACUUAUUUUUUAAAUAUUUGGUUUAAGGACAUUUGCACUCAUUUGAUAUUUGAACAUUAAAAAUAGGUUAUAUAUUCCUAAAGAUUUGAAAAUGUUUAAAUUAUUAAAUGUUCUAUUAAAAAGUGUUAAAUGAUGAACAACAGAUGGUGGUGCUCUACACUAAUUAUACUAUUUGUAGGUGUGAAGGUUAGUUUGUUUUUGUUUUUUUUACUUUUUUCCCCACUCACACCCACUACUCCAGGAAUUCUAACAAUCCCAACUGCCCUUUUAAAUAGUGCAAGCCAUAGCUGGAAUUGAUAACCUCAUAUCUGAAAAUGAAUGUAUUCCCAUGCUGAACAAGUAACCUGCCAUGUUCAGUGCAGUCUUUUGAUAAAGAACAUGGACAAAACAAGAACAAAAUUUCUUUGUCCUGAAAGCUUUGUAUCUGUCCACUUGCUCCAGUCUACAUGAGAGUAAAAACUGCCCCUCUCCUCCAGUAUCAGUGUUCAGCAACAAAAUAGUUUACAGUUCAAGUUUGCUUCUAAUUCAGCGAUGUUUCGUUAAACACUUUUAGAAAAAUCCAUCUUGUAUGUACCAAAAAUUGGCAGGGUUGGGCUCUCUCUCACUCACUCACACUCACUCAUAUCUCUGCAAUUUAAGCCCGAUUUUUGCUAAUCAUUUGGUAUGCCAUUAUGGAAGCUGUAUUGUUGAGAUUAUGGCAUUACAUGACAGGAUGAUACACCUGUCAGUUGCCAGACUGCCUCAGGCUGGACACUCCCCCUGGUGUGUACUGUUUAGCUGAUGCAAUCCUCCACGCAGAUUUCAAUCUGUAAAUUCAUUUACCUGAUCUACCAUUUUACUCUAUCAAUUUUCUGCAUACAAGCAUGGUAUUAUUUACUAUUACUUACAUAUCUUUGCUGUUUACCCUACUUACAUAAUCGCUUAAAUGAAAGCAAAUGUCCAUCUUGAAUUUGUCAUUUUGUACAUAAGAGUAAAUACAGGUUGAUUUAGCGUUGACUACCAAAUUUCAGCUUUGUUUAACACUGACUUCUUCCCUGAGGAAUCGAUAUUACUUAAAUAAAAUUACUUAAGUGACUGUCUAUAUCUGAUUAAAGUAUUGUGUGUUAUUUUUAACUAUAUUAAAUAUAGCUAUCUACAGUAUUAGAUCUAAUGUUAACUAAACAAUCUGUUCACUGGGACUUGUAAUUUUCUGAUCUGAUAUUUAAAACUGCUGAAUUAAAAAAGUAUUUAAACAAA